UGUUGUUGCCGAAAAACGGUGCUGGAAUUUUGCAAUUGUUUUGUUUUUUUGUUAUUGUUUUUGAGCCAAAAACGCAACAAGUAAACGCCUGCAGUAUUGAAAAAAGGAUUACCCACAAACUCUGCAGGUCGCUCAAGCAUUGAGAUCAGCUGAAGCCUCAAUGGGCCUCCCGACAAAUACUGACUAAAAUAUUGAUACAUUUAUUGGCAUUGACCCGUGGCGGCCCGGGGAGACAAAAAUGAUUUGUCGCUUGUGUCUCAACACUGCCAGCGAUGAAGACAUUAUACAUAUAUUCGAUAGCGCGGGCCAGUCAAUAAAUGUGGCCUCGAUUUUGGCCAAAUACUUUUGGUUCGAGCCAAAGUGUGAUGACCCAAUUUCCACGGUCAUCUGUGUGAGCUGUUGGAGGCGUGUAAAUGACUUUCAUGAGUUCUAUGCCACUGUGGAGAAGGCUCAUCGUCUGCUGACUGAAAGAUUCUCAUUCAAAAAUGAACUGAAACCCAAUAGCACCAGUUUGAACGAAAUCGAUACAGAAUCAGGAACGGAUGGCGGUGGUGGUCAACAUGUGGUGGAUGACAAUGAUGAUUUCUUCUUUCAAAAUACUGACUACGAGGACUGUGGCAAUGACGAUUCCUUCAGCAAUGAACAGUUUCUCAAUGACGUGUUAAAGCAAACAGAUAUAACUGAAGACCCAGACCCCACGGAAACGGACAUUUUGGACUUUAAAGAUGUGCCUAUGAUUAUAGAGCAGUCGGAACAGCGUCGUGAAACAAGAUCCAUUGCCAAGAGCAAAGCAGAAGCUGCCACCACAAAGAAAUCUCCCAAUGUAGCUCCUGCCAAGAAACGUGGCCGCACUCGAAAGGUGGCAGUCGAGGUGGAGGAAGAAACUGCACCCAAAGAGAAACGUUACAAAAACUAUAAGAAUGCCAUGAAGGAAAUCGAUCAAAAAAUAGCCGCUCACAUGCGUCUCACCUGCGAUAUAUGUCACGAGGGACAGGAAACAUUCUUAAAGCUCUGCAAGCAUAUGCAACAGGCGCAUCAUAAAAAAGGCUAUGCCAUUUGUUGUAAUAAAAAAUUCUAUAAACGUUCUUUUCUCACCGAUCACAUUGAUCGUCAUGCCAAUCCGGAUAAAUUUAAGUGUCAAGAGUGUGGCAAGAGUUUUGCUGACAAGCAAUGUCUGAGGAAUCAUGAGCUAUUGAAGCAUCAGCCUGAUGAAGAAAAGACCUUUGUAUGCGAGAAUUGUCCCAAACGUUAUACCAAGCAGUAUUUAUUGGAUCAGCAUCGUAUUAUACACAAAGAAAGAAAUGUUCCAUGCGAUAUAUGCGAAAGGCGUUUUCCAAACAUCUCUUUAUUGAGUUCACAUGUGAAAAUGGUUCAUGGCAAUUAUGGAACCAUGUGCGAUAUUUGUGCUCAGGUUAUACGCGGACGUGCUGCCUUUCAGCGUCAUCAAUUGGAGCAUGCUGGAAUUACUGAGCCCAAGGUUCAGUGUGAUAUAUGCGGCUCAUGGCAUAAGAAUAAAUAUAGCCUAAGGAAACACAUACGCAGGCAUCAGAGUUCAUAUGAGGAAUGCACCUGCAACAUUUGUGGCAAGGUAUCACCCAAUCGAAGUGCCAUGCUCAGUCAUCAGCGUUAUGUGCAUAUGUUGGAUCGCAAACACGAAUGUAGUGUCUGCAAUAAGGCAUUCAAGAAAGCGAUAACCCUUAAAGAGCACAUGACCAUGCAUACGGGUGAAGUCCUCUACCAAUGUCCACAUUGUCCGAAGACCUUUAAUUCGAAUGCCAACAAACAUUCGCAUCGUAAGAAAUGUCAUCCCAAGGAGUUUGAAGAGGCACGCAAAGCCCGUUCAGAGAAGCGAAUGUCAUCGACUGCGACUAACAAUACUCCAAGUGCCACCAGUAGCACUAGCAUUAUAACCAUUGAAGGUGGUGAGGGAGAAACUCAAAAUAUUCUUGUAACAACCACCAGCAGGACAAUCAGUGAGAUUGAAACCUUGGAUGGUGGUGAACCCUUAAAGGCUGAGGAUUUGGAAUUUACAAUCUGUCUUAGUUCUCAGGAGGCAGUGUGAUGCGAAUGCAAAUAAUCUAUAAUCAAUUUUUUUUUUUUUUGUUUUUUAUUAAGUUUCCUUAGGCUAGCAUAAAGAUUAAACAGAAAUUGGAAUGUUUUCAA
Drosophila willistoni is the source of this 2163-nucleotide messenger RNA. RefSeq names its product transcription factor grauzone. Gene Ontology annotation, molecular function: RNA polymerase II cis-regulatory region sequence-specific DNA binding; zinc ion binding; DNA-binding transcription factor activity. Gene Ontology annotation, cellular component: nucleus. The transcript is spliced from 5 exons. The coding region runs from base 239 to 2062 and encodes 607 amino acids. The record is from RefSeq and is a predicted model, not a curated record. Gene Ontology annotation, biological process: regulation of transcription by RNA polymerase II. NCBI's taxonomy places the organism in Eukaryota, Metazoa, Arthropoda, Insecta, Diptera, Drosophilidae.